Molecule: messenger RNA, 702 nt
Organism: Staurois parvus
Lineage: Eukaryota; Metazoa; Chordata; Amphibia; Anura; Ranidae
Source: the annotation of a GenBank genome assembly
UGUGGGAUCCCUGAUGUACAGGAAGACAGGACCUCAGUGAGGAACAUUUCCCUCACUCAGGACAGGAAACUGGCUUCUCCCCGUGUGAGAUCUCUGGUGUGUGUAAAGAUUGGACUUCCUUGUAAAACAUUUCCUACACUCAGGACAGGAAUAUGCCUUCUCCCCCAUGACAGGAAUAUGGCUUCUCCCCUGUGUGAGAUCUCUGAUGUGUGUAAAGACUGGACUUCACUGAAAAACAUUUCCCGCACUCAGGACAGGAAUAUGGUUUCUCCCCCGUGUGACAUCUCUGAUGUCUGUAAAGAUCAGUUUUCUGUGAAAAACAUUUGCCGCACUCAGAACAGGAAAGUGGCUUCUCCCCCGUGUGAGAUCUCUGAUGGCUGGAAAGAUUGGUCUUCUGUGAAAAACAUUUCCCGCACUCAGGACAGGAAUAUGGCUUCUCCCCCGUGUGACAUGUCUGAUGUGUGUAAAGAUGGGACUGCUGUGAAAAACAUUUCCCGCACUCAGGACAGGAAAAUGGCUUCUCCCCCGUGUGACAUCUUUGAUGUGUGGAAAGAUAUGACUUAUUUGAAAAACAUUUCCCGCACUCAGGACAGGAAUAUGGCUUCUCCUCCGUGUGACAUCUCUGAUGUCUGUAAAGAUCGGAUUUCUGUGAAAAACAUUUCCUGCACUCAGGACAGGAAAACAGCUUCUUCCCCCUGUGAC